AUGGUCACAAGUUCUUUGAUAGCAGGAUUUGGUGAUUCUCUCUGUCAAGGCAUGGAAUUAUAUAUUUCCAAAGAUUAGAAUAAGAAGUUCAAUUUUAAAAGAACCAGAACAUUUUUGAUUAUGGGUGGUCUAUAUGUUGCUCCAAUUCUUCAUUUACACUACUCUUAUGUGCUACCUUACUUCGUCCCAAAUAUAUGGGAAAUCAUUUCAAUAAGCGAAAGAUACAACUAUCACUUAUCAACCAGACCACUAGUCACAAAGAUGAUUACAAGUGGAGCAAUUGGAGCUUUUGGAGAUUUACUAUGCUAAACCUUUGAAAACAGAACUAAGAAAGAGAAAUCUUACAACUUACAGAGAACUAAGUCAUUUUUUUUGACUGGUACAUUCUUUAUCGCUCCUCUACUUCACUUGAGUUAUUCAAUUGUCUUGCCAAGGUUAGUUCCUGAACUUACUACAGUUGGUGCAAUUAAGAAAUUAGCUUUGGAUUAAUUAGUAUUUGCUCCAGUAGUUGUGACAAUGUUUUAUCCUGUCAUAAACUUCAUCGAAGGAAAACCAUUUUAGUAAUCGAUUGAAGAUCUCAAGAAUAAAUUCAUACCCACAAUGAUAACAAACUACAAGAUUUGGCCGCUGGCUAACUUUAUAAAUUUCACUUUUAUUCCUAUUUAAUACCAAGUGCUUUGGGCUAAUAUGAUCUCACUUUUAUUCAAUGCUUGUCUAUCAUUCAUCCAUAACAAUAAAUCAAUUGCUAAUUAGAGUAAUACUAAAGAAUAAUCUAAAGCAUUAGGCAAUAAUUCUGAUUGA
Messenger RNA from Stylonychia lemnae, 801 nucleotides. Lineage: Eukaryota; Ciliophora; Spirotrichea; Sporadotrichida; Oxytrichidae. The record is from the annotation of a GenBank genome assembly.